This is a messenger RNA of Gavialis gangeticus (Gharial), 3604 nucleotides long. It is a transcript of the gene MORC1, whose product is annotated as MORC family CW-type zinc finger 1. The annotation marks the transcript as partial. Lineage: Eukaryota; Metazoa; Chordata; Crocodylia; Gavialidae. Gene Ontology annotation, molecular function: zinc ion binding. Gene Ontology annotation, cellular component: nucleus. The transcript is spliced from 28 exons. The record is from RefSeq and is a predicted model, not a curated record.
CGGUACGGGGCGCUGUGCCGCGCGCACCUGCGCCUGGAGUAUUUGCGCGCCAACGCCACUACGCAUGACUUCCUUUUUGGAGCGAUUGCUGAACUGAUUGACAAUGCCCGAGAUGCAGGAGCCACCCGACUUGAUAUAUUUACUGUAGAUAAUGACCAGCUGCAAGGGGGAUUUAUGUUGUGUUUUCUGGAUGAUGGAUGCGGCAUGAACCCUAGGGAAGCUACUCAUCUCAUUUAUUUUGGAAAGUCUUCUAAACGGCAGUCUGCCUCCAAGAUGAUUGGAUGCUAUGGCAAUGGCCUUAAGUCUGGAUCUAUGCGACUAGGGAAAGACUUCAUAUUAUUUACCAAGCAAGAAGAUACCAUGACAUGUGUUCUCUUUUCUCAAACAUUCUGUGAGAGAGAAGGCCUUGAUGAGGUGAUUGUUCCAAUCCCUUCAUGGUCAGUAAGUACCAGAAAACCUGUUUUACAUGAUGCUGCAACAUUUGCUGUACAGAUGUCAAUCAUCUUUAAAUAUUCCCCUUUCACAAGCGAAGAUGAAUUGAUGCAGCAAUUUGAUGCAAUCUAUGGGAAAAGCGGAACUUUAAUAAUUAUUUACAACUUGAAGCUUAUGCUGAAUGGAGAGCCAGAGCUAGAUAUUAAAACAAAUAAUACAGACAUGCUUAUUGCUGGUCUUCCUGACAACCUUCCAGAAAAAUGGUCACUCAGAGCCUAUACAGCUGUAUUGUAUUUUGACCCAAGGAUGAAGAUAUUCAUUCAGGCUAAGAAGGUAGAAACUCGAUACUUGCCUUACUGCUUUUACAGACCCAGGAUGUAUCCAUACUUGACAUCCUCCUUUAAAGCUAUUGCACAGAAUGAAAUAGAAAAGGCAAAAAAAGACCUGAAGAUUGCUGAACAAGCUGUAAAAGAAGCUGAGUGUCAAUUAAAACAUCUGGAAGAAUUAUUUUUGCAUGAAGACAAUGAGGUACUGUACCCUUUAAAUGUAGAAAGCUUGUCUUCUGAUCAUGAUGAGCACUGUAGUAUACAAGUAGUGGUGAGCACUCCCUCUAGAAAGUUCUGCAACCAAAUGGUAUUUCUCCAGUAUCUGGAGAAAGGAAACGUGAAGAAUAUAGACACAAACAAUUGGCAUCCUUUCAUCUGCAAGAGACAAGAACUGAGAAAGCCAAAGAAGCUCUAUUUAAUAUUUGGCAUAAACAUAGGGAACAGAAGUCAAGAUGGAAUGCUUAUCUAUAGCAACAAUCGGUUGAUCAAAAUGUAUGAAAAGUUGGGACCUCAACUAAAACCAGACUCUUGUUUUGGUGCUGGUGCAGUAGGGAUGGUCAACAUGCCCUUGGAAGCCAUGGAGCCCACACACAAUAAGCAGGCUUUUGUUAACAUUAAAGAAUAUAACCGCUUGCUUAGAGCCAUGAGGCACUGUCUGCUCCAGUACUGGAAGGACACAGGAAUAAGUCAGAAAGGAGUAGUUUCCUUCUGGAAUGAGUUUGGAUAUCUAAGUGACAAAUGGUCUGAGAAACCCUUGGAUGUAGUUCAGUAUAGGAGAAAACGUGCAAUGGAAGUUCCUGCCAUUGUUCAGUGUGAUAUCUGCCUUAAAUGGAGGAUUCUCGCAUCUUCCACUGAUGCUGAAAAUGGAGACCACAGUGGCAUCUGGAUCUGCACAUAUAACCCCAACCCUCUGGAAAACAAGUGUCAUAGACCAGAACAUUUACCUUCCAUCCCUUUGGGCACUUUAAACAAACCAGCGCAGUUACCAAAUGACAAAGAAAAGCUCCUUUUAGAGUCAAUCCAGAGACAUCAAAAGAAGCUGGAAAACUUGCAGUCUCAGAGGCCUCAUUUAAUAGAACCACAUACAAGUGUUCACUCUGAAGAGAGCACAGGAGCUGCAAAGAAAACUCAAAAAGAAAGAGCUCAGACAACAGUGCAGCAAAGGCAUGUGUUCCAUAGAGAAUCAUCUGUGUUGUCUGUAUAUAGAAGAAAAAAGUAUGAGCAAAAAGCUGAAAAAAUGAGCCUUAGAAGAUGGAAAAUUACAGAACAGAGGCUUCCUUCCCAAAAGACAGACAGGCCUCAUCAACAACAAAAACAUGUUAUUUCCUUGUUGGAGAAGGAUCACGAAGUUUCACUGAUUUGUCCUCCUGAAGUAAAGAACAAGCAAACAUCUCAGGAGCAGUCUGAAGUUGUUGAAAUUGUAGGAGAAGAUAAUGACCCAGACAUCAUCUAUGUUAUAGAUUCUGAGUGCGAGACUGAAGACUUGCCAAACUAUGGAGAAAGUAAUGAACGGCUUUGGUUGAACAAAGAUUUAUUUGAAGGAAAAUGCAAGUGGCCUGACAUACAAACACGCAUUUGUCUUGAUCAGAUGGAUCCUACAAAAAUAAAGGGAAAUAAUGUGCCUCCUUCAAAGGUGGAAAGUUCAUUGGCUGAAGAUCUAAAAGAGCAUGCUGAAAGAAAAGUCCAAGUGAUUAUGCAGUCGGCUGCUACAGCAAAGCUUACAGAGUCCCCCCAGAGCUUGUCUGGAAAGAAAACUGUAGAGAUAUUAACAUCUCACUUAAGAGAGGUUUUGCUGUAUUUUUUGCCAGACAGUAAGCUGUCACAGGAACAGAUUAGUGGUAUGUCUACUGAGGAACUAAUAUCACUAUUUAAGGUUAUAAAAGACUAUUUCGUUGAAUAUGAAAGGCAGCUACUUGGGAAAAUUCAGUCUAUAACUAGCCACUCUUGUGAAGUAGCAAAAAUUUGGGAAUUGCGACAAAGAGGCUGCGAGUUAGAAAUGAAAGCUACAAAAGAAAAACUGAAGAACCUUCGGGAAAAGAUGGCAGAAUUACUACAGCGGCUUCUUCCAGGAUCUGUCACUGAAUUCCAGAAAUACUGCCAGUCAGUUAAUGAAAAAAAAGACCUUUCUGCUGAGGGUGUUGAAACAGAUGACUUGGAGCAGCUUGAUGGCUAUCUUGAAGAACUGCUCAAACAGGAUGUGUGCUUCUCUGGCAUGUUAAGUUUACCUUCUAUAAGCACAAACCCAGUGGAGAAAGAGAGCCUGCCCUCGGUUUCACCGGAGGGACCCUCUUGGUGAAUGACUUCCCAGCUUCCCAUUACAAGACAGUUGUCCUCAAGGCACUACAGAGCAGCUGCCUUGGCUGACUCGUGAACAGUCCCUUGAGUUGCUGAUGCACCUUCACAUGUAUUGAGCCUAAAUUCCAGCCCUUUUUCUCUGAUGUCACCUGCUUCUUGGCCUACUCAAGAGAAAACCUACUACUCUCCAUUGAGUUUCAAGGCCUGAUGUCCUGCACUUAGCAAUUCCAAUUUUCCUGGUCCACUCAGCAGUUGCAGGGGCCUUCCCUCCAGUUCCAAAGUGGUCUGUUUCAAAGGGACCAUGUCCCUUUUUCCACUUUCACUCAGUAAUGGAUCAGGGGCCUCUUUUGGACUUUCCAUUUGAAUUAGGUAUUAGUAUGCCAUUGUAAUAAAUGUUGCUGGAGUUUUAGGUUUUGUCAGUGAAGAUGUAAAUUAUUAUUUCAGGCUAUGUUUACUGCAUGUUGGCUUUUUCUGGAUGCUAUAAAUACAGUUGUUCUAAAGAGUCUGCAAAUCUUUGACUUAUUUAUGUUUAUAAAGGCAGUGUUUCCAAA